GAGCAGCCUCCCCUCUUACGUCAUCGCCGUGUCUGGCAGCUUCCGGAGCCCCCGGGGAUGGGGAGAGAGUCAGAAUCCUGAGCGAGCGCUGCUGCGUGUGUGGGCGAUAAUGGUGAGUGCGGAAUGGGUGCAGAGCGUCACAUGACGUCAUGGUGGCUGCGUCAUAUGGGGCAGCUGUUUGAUGACGUUGCUUGUUUCCCCCAGGUGUGCAGUGUCCAUGCUUUCCAUAGGAGGGUACAGUAUGGCUCUUUUUAAAACUUCAUAAACUUGGACCAAGGUGGGAUUUAUUCACUAAACUCCAAUUAACGGUAUUCUGUUAAUUAAUGGUAUCCUGUUAAUUAAUGGUAUCCUGUUAAUUAACGGUAUUCUGUUAAUUAAUGGUAUCCUGUUAAUUAAUUGUCCUGUUAAUUAAUGGUGUCCUGUUAAUUAAUUGCAUGUGGCCAUAAUUGCUGAGUGUGUAAUUAACUCAUUUUGCAUUUUUUUUUGUUGUUCUACCCCCCUCCCCACUGCCUUAAAGGACCACUAUGGGCACCCAGACCACUUCAGCUCAGUGAAGUGGUCUGGGUGCCAGGUCCAUCUAGGAUUAACCCUGCAGCUGAAAACAUAGGAGUUUCACUGAGGGUUAACCCAGCCUCUAGUGGCUGUGAGAAGACGCUGGACAUCCAUAGGAAAGCAUUGAGUAAUGUUUCCUAUGGACGUCCAGGUCUCAGGCCGCGCAUGCGCAUUCGGAUCUGAUGUCGGUGGGGUGGGGGGUGGAGAGUUUCACAGCACAGAGGGGGCCCGGUGCUGGAGAAAGGUAAGUGGCUGAAAGGGUUUUAACAAGUUUGUUUUCCUGGCACUAUAGUGCUCCUUUAACACUGAAAGUUCUUCAGAAACAGGGUCAUCUCACCAACAACUUGUACUGUUGUACUUUUUGUUAAUUCACCUGUUAUGCAGCUCCUCAGAUUAUGUUGUUUAUAAGGCGUCGGCUAACCUUUCGGUUCGGCUACUCUGGCAUUAAAUUUGAAAUUCACUUUGACUUUUUUUUUUUUUUUAGAAGAUAAUUGCAGGAGAGGAAGCAAGGGAAAUUAAUUAGUGAGUUCUGGGGAGGAAAAGCUGUUAAAGGACCACUAUAGGCACCCAGACCACUUCAGCUCAAUGAAGUGGUCUGGGUGCCAGGUCCAUCUAGGAUUAACCCUGCCUGCUGUAAACAUAGCAGUUUCAGAGAAACUGCUAUGUUUACAUUAGGGUUAUUCUAGUGGCUGUCUCAUUGAUUUUCACAGUGAGAAGACGUCAGCGUCCAUAGGAAAGCAUUGAGAAUGCUUUCCUAUGCCCUUGCCGCGCAUGCGCAAUCAGCCGGUGACGUCAGAAGAGGGAGGAGAGUCCCCAGCACCGAGGGAGCCCGACGCUGGAGAAAGGUGUUUAACCUCCUUCCUCCCCCUUCAGCCUGGCGGGAGUGGACUCUGAGGGUGGGGGCACCCUCAGGGCACUAUAGUGCCAGGAAAAUGAGUUUGUUUACCUGGCACUAUAGUGGUCGUUUUACCAUUCAGUAGUAACCUUAAAGGAUCAUCAUAGGGUCAGAUAUACGAAUGUGUAUUCCUGUACCAUUUAGGUGUCUCGCCGCCCCCUUUAAUCCCUUAAGGACCAAACUUCUGGAAUAAAAGGGAAUCGUGACAUGUCACACAUGUCAUGUGUCCUUAAGGGGUUAAAAAGGUAACAAACUUACCUUAUUUCCAGCACCGCUCAGGUCCACUCGCCCUGCCCCAGAUGCACCUCCUUGACUGACAUCAUAAUUGAUGAUCUCAACCAAUCCUAUGCUUUCCCAUAAGAAAAGCAUCUGAUUGACUGAGACCUUUAAGGAGGCGGGGUCAAAUGCUGACUUGGCCAAUCAGCAUCUCCUCAUAGAGAUGCGUUGAUCCAAUGCAUCUCUAUGGGGAAGGUUGGAGACGCUGAAUGUCACAGCACUGCCCCAGGAAGCACCUCUAGCAGUCAAGAAGUGGCCACUGGACGUAUCCCUAAGCUGUAAUGUAAACACUUAUUUUUUUUCUGAAAAGGCAUUGUUUACUGCAAAAAGGCUACAGGGACAGUCUAUACUCACCAGAACUACAUUAAGCUGAAGUUGUUCUGGUGACUGUAGUGUCCCUUUAAAUAUUUAUCUGAUCCCCUCCAUAUUUCUGAAGCUCCUAGUGUUCUUACUUGCCAGGAGUUGCAUAAGUUAUGUACUCUUGCACUUGUACAUAAUGGGCAUCUAUAGAAGAUCCUGCAGGGCCCUAGGAUCUAUCAUAAAUCUUUAACUGCUGUAAAAUGUCAUCUAUUGUGCAUCACAUGUUCCCAUCAGCGGUCAUGACAGAACGGAGCUCUCCUCCUCCGAUCCUCCUCCGUUCCUCCCAUUCGGCAUUGUAAAUGCUUUCCUAUGGACGCUUGCGUGCUCUCACUGUGAUUUUCACAGUGAGAAUCACGCAAGCGCCUCUAGCGGCUUUCAAUGAGACAGCCACUAGAGGAAUUGGAGGAAGGAUUAACCCAUUUACAAACAUAGCAGUUUCUCUGAAACUGCUAUGUUUAUAAAAAAAUGGGUUAACCCUAGAGGGACCUGGCACCCAGACCACUUCAUAUGAAGUGGUCUGGGUGCCUAGAGUGGUCCUUUACGCAGAAAUAGAGAAGAUAUUUAAUACAAUUUGAGCUAUAUAAAGAACUAUUUCGAGGUAAGGGCUCUGAAGAAUAUUAAAGAGCUUACCAUCAGUGCAGUAAUUUGCUGUAACAUUUAUAUUCAGAAUAAUAGGUGGAAUACCAUCUUAAACCACUCACUCUGGGUUAUAGUUGAAUUAAUCUGCUUGAUCUGAAAAGACACUCCAUACACCAUGGGGAAACCAUAAUUUAUGUUCUUUGGUAUUUGAGUGUGGAUAUGGUAGCUAACAGUUUUAAAAAUCAUUAAAUUAUACUUGCUAAAAAGAGACUGUCGGCAAAGCUGCCAUAACCCAUUCAAGGAGAAAUUCUAGUAAUGGUGGUUGGAAUGUUUGUUUUUAAUAUGAUGUCUGUUACCUUUUACAGGUAAAGAAGGUGUCAGACUACUUAUUCAGCUAGUAUAAUUUUAAUGGCAUGCAUCAUACUCCAUACUGAAACUUACUGGUAAUGGCAUUCUUGGCCUGUGAGUCACUGCGCAUGACAUACCUGUGGUUGCAUUAGCAGAGAUCUACUUGUAAUUUUAUGUAACUUUGAACAAUAAUUGUUCAUUAUAUGUAGGGCGGACCCUAUGCUUGUCCUCUCUAAACAUAAUCAGGGUUAUUUCAUUGUUGGGAAUUCAAAGUGAAUUUCAAAUUUAAGGCCAAAAUAGCUCUAUUGGAAAAAUUCUCCAUGUGGAUCAGCUGCUUUGAUAUAAAAUGUGGAAUUCACAUUGAAAUCACUUUGAAUUCCUGACAAUACUCACUUUGGUAAAUAACUCUGUAGAAAUCCCAAUGCAAGUAUCCAGCUAUAGAUUCAACAAGGAGAACAUUCAAAGAACUUGUAUAAAUCUCAGCGUCACACUUUAUUAUACAAUAUACAGCAAUAUUAUAAUUUAAAAUGUAUAUAGAUGUUUGAGGAACUCAUGACAUCUGUACUACAGUUGUAUGUUUAUUGACAUUAUCAUAAGAGCUCCAGUGCAAGUUAGACUAGUGCCCCUUGCCUCAUUGCCCUCUAGGUUGAACAAAUUGACAGGUUGUGGAUUUAAAAGGACACUUUAAGAAUCCAGACCACUUUAAUCUCAUUGAUGCAGUGUUUCUUGGGUGAGUGUUUCAGACAUAUUGCAAUGUCUACAUUGUGGUUCUAAACACACCUUCAGUAAUUGUCACCCACUAGAACCAAGUCAGAUUCGGUUCUUGAUGUUCAACAUUGUCUCACAUUGCUAGAAGACAUUGAACGUUCUGUCAGUACAAUAAAUGCAGCUCUGAUGUGAGCACAGUUGCAGUGCACUGAAAAUCUUUUGAUAGGCGGACCUACAUGUGCCUUGUGUCCACAAUGCUUCCUUACAGUGCUGCAAAGAAGAGGCUAUCUCAGCGCAGAUUUAGAGGUAAGUUGUUUUUUUCUUUUUUUCUUUCUAAAAAGGCGUGCACUGGAAUCUAAAAGACCCUGUAACUAUUUUGGUCAAAUAAUACCUGUUUUCAGGGACUAUGGUGUGUGUUCCUUUAAAGGACCACUAUAGUGCCAGGAAAACACUAGUGCCCCCACCCUCAGGGUCCCCUCCCGCCGGGCUCUGGAAGGGGGAAAGGGGUCAAAACUUACCUUUUUCCAGCGCUGGGUGGGGAGCUCUCCUCCUCCUCUCUGCCUCCGUUCCUCCCAGUCGGCUGAAUGCGCACGCGUGGCAAGAGCUGCGCGCGCAUUCAGCCAGUCGCAUUUACAAUGCUUUCCUAUGGACGCUGGUGUGCUCUCACUGUGAAAAUCACAGUGAGAAGCACGCAAGCGCCUCUAGCGGCUGUCAAUGAGACAGCCACUAGAGGAUUUGGGGGAAGGCUUAACCCAUUCAUAAACAUAGCAGUUUCUCUGAAACUGCUGUGUUUAUAAAAGAAUGGGUUAACCCUAGCUGGACCUGGCACCCAGACCACUUCAUUAAGCUGAAGUGGUCUGGGUGCCUAGAGUGGUCCUUUAAUCCUGGAUGGUAAGUACAAUUUGAACACAAUGCAAUAAGAUAUACGCUAGAAGGUAUACAUUGGGAGAGAACAGUGGUUACUAAUGCAGAAGAAUGCUUGGUCUUGCCAUAAUUUUGAGUAACUUGGAGUAAGCAAGUUGGUGUGAGCUAGAAUGAUCCAUACAAACAAAGCUGGCAUAGUGAAGCAAUUGAGUGAAUGUGUUAAUACAUUUUGGCAUUAGCCAGAGGAAGGAGUGUACUUUAUAUUGAAUUGUAACUGUGAUAUGGAGGUGGAGUCAUGCAGGUAGAACAUGUUACUUGACACCAAGCACUUCCUGGAAAGGGUAUGAGAAAUAUUCCUGUCUGUACCAGCAAACGUACAAUACAGACCUCUGCGCAAUGAUUUAAUAAGCUGGAAAAGUGGAGAGGAUAAUGGUACAAGGUGAGGAGUGGGGGCUUUAACCUGCAGGAUUUGCUUUCAGUGAUACCUUGAAGGUAAAGGGUCAUCCAUAAGGCCAGUACGUGUCUUACAUUUAGCUGCAGAUAAUAGCCUGGUAUCUAUGACGCUUUAUACAUUAUUUGUGUACCAAAAAGAUGAAGCUAAAACACAGAUCCCCAGCCCAAUUCCUAUGAACACUAUAUUUCAUGUAAUAUUUGUAAUGCUGUUCUGUUGUUCAGUGUGUCGAUUGUUUAGAAAGGAAAUAAAACCACUAACCAUAAUAAUUCUCUGUUUUUACAUGGUUUAUUUAGCAACGUCUCUUGUGGGUUUAUCGUGGUAAUUUCUCAGUACAACCAGAUCCCAGAUUGCAAGCUCUUAUGAGCAGGUCCUUGUUUGCCUCUUGUGUCUGUUAGUAACUUGUUAAAUAACCCUAUCGUUUAAUUGUACUGCAGAAAAUGUUAGUGUUAUAUAAUGCUGCUAAUAAUAUAAAUGCUCUGUAAUGGUGCCCUUGCUAGGCCUGACAUUUUAUGAAAACGCCCAUCAUACUAUUCGUGGCUUUGACGUUGUUACUGUUUGUCCUGGUCGUAAAAUGUCUAAAUAUUAUUGUGUUGUCCUAGGCGGCUGUGUGUAAAUAUAGAUUUGCUGUGCUGUGCACUGCUACAAGAUCCCUGCUUAAUGGGCACAGUGUGUCAUCCACCCAUUACUGUCCUGGGAUUUAUUUGCUAAUCAGUGUGCAGUGUAACCCUUCCAGUGCAGGUCAUGUUUGUGGUGUUUUUUUGUUUUUUUUUUAAAUCUGUGACAGUGAGGUCAAGGUUUAGAACAAUUUACAAAUGUUUGUAAAAGCUUGCUAAAAAGGUGGUUUUUUUUUUUUUUUUUUGUUUUUUUUUAAGAUUAAAAAAAAUGUUUAAUCUAUUUUGCAUUGGAACAGCAUGCAACUUUAAAAGGUUUCUCCAAGCACUGUAACCACUUCAGUGCACAUACAGAGUUUAACCACUCUGCGGCAGCAUCAUUAGGGUGUCAUUAGCAGUGUUCCGGAUGACAAGUGUCAGUUCUGUGCAUGUUGGACGUCUGACAUCAGCACGCUGGCAAUAGGCACACAGUGGUGGCCGCUGCUGUCCCCUUUUAUUUGUGUGUGGUUUUAUUUUUAUGUAAACAAUUUGUGUGUUCAGCUGGGUUCAACGUCAGAUGUUCUAUCUGCAAAUUCAUAAAGAAAGACUGGAAAAAAGUGAAAGAUAGCGAUGACAUUGAAGAGUAUAUUAUUUCCUCCUUUUUCAACUGCAAUACAGCUGGACUCGUGUAUUUGCUCAUUUGCCAGUGUAAGUUGAAAUAUGUCGGAAAAACAUUUAGGCCGUUUAAAAAGCGCAUUCAAGAACACAUGCGAUCCCCUAGGAAUCCACUGGAUAACCCUAUCUCUAGGCAUCUUAGGGAAUAUCCUAAUGGAGAUUCUAAUGGGCUGCGUUUUUGUGGCCUUGAACGUGUGAAAAAAAAGUCCUAGGAGAGGGAACUAUGACAAAUUUCUGAGACAACGAGAUUCCUUUUGGAUAUAUAGAUUAAAAACUCUAAGCCCAAAAGGUAUGUUUUACUGGUUAAGCCCACAUUAAAACUUUAAAGGGCUACAUUUUUCAUUUUUAUUUAUUUUUUAUUGUUUAUUUAUUAUUUUCACUUUAAGGAUUAUACCAUCCCAACAGUUUAAGAAAGAUAUGACACAGAUUUGAUACAGAUUUUUGCUUUUUUCAUUCCCAUUCAUCAUUCUCUAGUUAUAAAUGUAAUAUCAAUUUCUAAGGACAUAAUAUUUAUAUAUUUUGAACUAAUAACCAGAUAGAUGGAGAAGGAAUUACACCAAAUGAUGCCCUAUCUUGUAAUUAUGGAUUAUGUAACAGCCCAAUUAUACAGUUACUUUCAGCAGCUGUGACAAUAAUUUUUACCAGGUUUAAUAUCUCAAAUAGUACAAUUUUGUCUUAAGCCUUUAAUAAUAAGCAGUAUAUGAUGUUACAUAUCCUUUAGAAAUCAGAUACUUUUAUAUUACCUUUAUUGGCAACAUGGCAAUUCUGUAUCCCAAUAUAUCAUUUACUAUUCUAUUUUGAUGUUUCCACUUUGUUUACUAAUAUGCAGGAUCCCAGGUUUUAGAACCUCUAACCCCCAAGGGUUAAGUAGACGUUAACUGCAAACCUAACAUAUUGUCUAUACUUACCUUGGGCACUCUUGAAAAAGGCGCCUGAGACCGCUGAAACGCGCGUCGAGUUUAGACGUUUUCCUUUUUAACUAGGUUAGGUUUUUGAUGCAUCCUUUUAGUCUCUUUUAGAUUUUGAGGAUUUAAAUACUUUUUCAAAUGGGAUUUGAUCUUAAGAGGGGAUCUAUGUUUACUUGUUAAUAUAUUUUUUCUCUAUCUUCCCUAAGACUUUAAUUUUAAUUUGGGACGAUCACAGGUCUUGCACAACUUAAGGCAGUGUAAUAUAUCUAGCCUGCCUAUUUUCAUCUCUCUCUAUAUCUCUAAAGUGCAAUUUCAAACAGAUUAGACUUUGAUCGUGUGUCUGCUAUAUGCUGAGGUCUUUUAAAGGACCACUAUAGGCACCCAGACCACUUCAGCUUAAUGAAGUGGUCUGGGUGCCUGGUCCAGCUAGAGUUAACCCUUUUUUUUUUUAAUAAACAUAUAAAUUUCAGAGAAACUGCUAUGUUUAUAAAUAGGUUAAUCCAGCCUCUAAAGCCUCUAGUGGCUGUCUCAUUGACAGCCGCUAGAGGCGUUUGCGUGCUUCUCACUGUGAAAUUCACAGUAAGAAGACGCAAGCGUCCAUAGGAAAGCAUUAUGAAUGCUUUCCUAUGAGACUGGCUGAAUGCAUGGAGGCGGAGAGGAGGAGGAGAGCUCAUCGCCCGGCGCUGGAGAAAGGUAAGAUUUUAACCCCUUACUCUCCGCAGAGCCCGGCGGGAGUGGGACCCUGAGGGUGGGGGCACCCUCAGGGCACUAUAGUGCCAGGAAAACGAGUAUGUUUUCCUGGCACUAUAGUGGUCCCUUAAGGUUAUAUAUUGGGUUACUGUGUGCAUCAACUCUGAGGAAUCUUCAUGGCAUUACUAUAUUGCUUAUAAUUGUAUUCCAUUUCUACAUGGAUGUUAGCUACAGUCACCCUAAUAAACCUGUCCUCUAAUUGGCACUAUGCCAUUAAUAAGCAACAAGUAAGUUUAGCUUAUUAUCAUUAUUUGGUGUUUUUCAUUUAUUUGAUUUAAGCUAAAACUUAUACCAGUAUUGAUAACAGCACUAAAAAGAGAGAGAUUACCUGAAUAUAGUUCCAUAUAUACAGGGAAGGUAGAGCGUACCUGAACAUAGUCCCAUCUACUUACUAUAAGUGGAUAUAUAGAGGCUUUACCAAUCUGAGCUCCUAUUAGACACUAUCCAAACUAAGUGCAACAUAUUGACAGUUACUAGCUUUUGAUCUUUAUCUCUCAAAUAGAUUCCUGACUAUUGUGUUUACGUAUAAGUCAAUUUAUUGGUAACAACUUACAGUUAGUCACACAUAUAUAUACAAGAGACUGUUUAGACUGCUCAAGCCUUUCCUUUUUAAAUUCACCAACACUGUGUGUUUCACUCAUUUCACAAAUUUUUGUCCUUAAAGAGAUUUUUAAAUUGAAUCUAAUAAACAUAAGUUCUUAUUUUUUAACUCUCAUUCUAUUCGUACCCCAUGAGUUAUCUUUACUAUUGUGGGUAUACCUGGGGGGAGUGUUAGAAGAAAGGCAGGUCGCCCUUCACUCUUUUAUCCUCUAAGGCAACCUUUCUCGUGUGGGCUCAACGUCAUACAUUUUUGUGCAGGCUUACAUUUAUAAUGUUUUAUCUGCCUCUUUUAAUUUGUACAGAUUUCUUUGAAAUGUAUUCCAAUAAAGUAUCUGGCUGAAAGAACCAUUUAAAAUCUUAGUGAAUUCCACAUCCGUUUUCCCUGGCGCAUCCCCAUUGUAAGUCGUUGAUCACUUUCAGUACGGCCUGAUCUUUUACCUGGAUUCUGCUUGGCUCUCUGCCUCCACUACAUCCGCCAGAGGAUCAGGAGCUCCUGCUUAGUUGCUUCCGUUAACUCUCCUGACCUAAGACCUGCAGUGCAGGGCUAACUCAUUGGCUGAGAGCUUCAGGUUCUCUGCUGGCUAUAGUGGAGGAGAGAGAGGCAUUAAGUGGACAGCAGAUAAGAAGUCAAAUGGUUUGAAUACUUGGUUGGGAGGCCUCCAGUUAUAUGAAUAUUACAAGCACCAUAACGACUAUAGUGUGCUGUAGUGGUUAUGGUCCUUGUAAGUGUUACUUUUACUCUACCCUACAGCCAGUCAUUGUCAUCUUCUUACCUGUUUAAUGGGGCUUAACAUUUCAAGAUCUAUGCUACUAGCCAGGUUUCAAACACUGAGUAAAACCCGGAAGAAGCGCUGAAGGGAACCUAUAGUCCAGAAAUAACUAUUGUUAUUUGAAGAAUCAUAGACUCCCUUUAAAAGUUAUACACCACUGCCUAUUUUGCCAAGGUGCCAGUCUAACAAUGUUAAUUUUCCUCAUGCCUAAUGUGGUUUUUAUAUUCCUUUUAUUUGCAACAGGAAGAACCGGUCCAACAAUGAGGGAAGCUGACAGAAGAGACAUUAUGAAGUCCCAUGAGAGGUAUAUUCUUUUUAUUAUGGCUGUUAAAAUGCAAAUUACAGUAUAGUAUGUGACUGCCGAUUUUAUUACUUCUUAAUUAUUUGCUUACCCUUAAAGUGUCUUCAUAGUUUAUCACAUACUAUACAUGUCCAUAACUACAAUUAUCACCUGUGUUUGUAUUCUAAAAUAUUCUUUUAGAUACCAAGUUACUGUUCUUCAUGAACAAAUAGACAGCAAUAAAAACAUUGUGCAUUAAAUGUGUUGAAAUCCAGUAGGCAAUAGUUAUUAAUGGGCUUACAGUCACCCAAAACACAUUAGAUUCUACCAUGCCAUCUCCAGCAAUUCUCCUAUUGUAUCUGCCUGGGAUGGAGUCAGAGCUUUUUCGGUAUGAGUUAAGGGCAAUCACAUGGGAAGCCACAUGUCACUAUAAGCACCAUGACCAUUACAUCGUGCUCUCAGCCAAGUCUGUAUGAUUUGGUGAACUUUUUUAUCAGACCAGAAUAACCCUGGACACCUCAUACAGCAAGGUAAACAGUUUGACAUAUCAGAAUGCUGCAGUCAGUUUGGGUUCUAGAGUGUCCUUCUAAAACAGAAUGUGCUGGGGGAGAGCCAGAUGCUCUAGUGCACUUCAGGUACCUCAAAAGAUGUUAUUUGUGAAACUGAAUGUUUCAUCAGAACUUCCUACAGCACAAUUGUGUUGUCAUGUAAGCUGUUUUUAAAAGGAAACUUUGAUUAUAUUUUCUUUUCCUGAUAAACAAUAUACAUUGUAUUAAUAUUCUUUUUAAACUGGUCUGAACUUGCAAAAAGAAGAGACACAGAAAACAGCAAAAACACAAGAAUAAGGCACAAAAUUGUAAAAACAAAAAUUAGAGAGACAUUUAAAAGAAGAAAAAAAACAAAAUAAAACAGUUCCCAGAAACGUAUUGUAAAAUAGCGACAAUAUAACUUUCCCAAUACUCUUUUAUUAUAUUCCAAAAAGCAAUGACCAUGUGUUUCAUUGUGCGAUACGAUUUGCUAGGUUACACAGCACAAACUUUACACUGGUCAUGUGGCUUUUUGGAUGCUUUUCUGGUCAAUACAGGUUUGUGAAAAUCUUUAGUCAUUAAGGGGAAGGCUGCUUAUGUUAUAUGUUGUAUAUUUCUCAUACAAUUUAUUUAUUUUUAUUUAUAAAAUAUUUUACCAGGAAAGAUACAUUGAGAUUUCUCUCGUUUUCAAGUAUGUCUUGGGUCCACAAAUCAUUGCAUUGUUACAUUAAGGUACAAUACAAAUACAAAAAACAAUAUUAAUACACAAUAUAUACAAAAUUUACCAUAAAACAGGUAGGGAAUAUAUAAUCACCCAUGACACGUGCAUUCUGUUUUGAGAUAUGUAGAGAGGGAUCUCUUAAAGGACUUUAGGCUUGGGGAAGAUUUUAAAGUGUGUGAGAGGCCGUUCCAUAAUUGCGGUCCUCUGUAGGAGGAGGAGCAUCGGGCUGCUUUCUUUUUGUAUUGAGGUAGACUAAAUAAAGUGCUGGUACUGGAUAGGAGGUUAUAGGAGGUGGGAACAGCCGGGGAGAGCAUUUUUUUUGUUCAGGUAGGGUGGGAGUUUCCCAGAAAAGCUCUUAAACACAAGGCUGGAAAGAUGAAGGGUGCGUCUGGAUUCCAGCGACAGCCAGUUUAGUUCCUUUAGCAUGUCACAAUGGUGGGUCCUGUAAUUACAUUGUAGCACAAAUCGGCAGAACGAGUUAUACAAUGUACUGAGUUUAUUAAUGUGGGAUUGCGGUGCAGAUGCAUAUACAUGCAUUUGCUGUACAAUGUCUUCCUUUACUGUAGGGCUUAGGCAGGAUUUGUUUCUGUACAGGGCACCUAGUUUUGGAUAAAGUUUAGAUGCAAGUUUUUCUAUGUGGAGGCCAAAAGAUAGAUUGAGGUCUAACAUCAUACCCAUGUAUUUGAAAGAGUGGACUGCGGUCAGUGUGCCAUUUGAACUUGUUUUGAUGGAUAGGUGGGAAUUGUGUAAUUUAGGGACUGUUCCAAAGAUCAUGGUGACAGUUUUGUCAGUGUUUAGGAAGAGUUUGUUUUUUGCGAUCCAUUUUUCUACCUCUGUAAACUGGUCUUGGAGCACAGCCUCAAGCUGCGGUUGCUCGUAUUUGCUCACAUAGGUCACUGUGUCUUCUGCGUACCUGUGUACAUUUGAGCAUUUGCAGACAUUAGGCAGAUCACUUAUAAAUCAUGUAAAUAGUAGGGGGCCGAGAAUGGAACCUUGGGGAAUUCUACACGUGACUGGGAGAGGGAGGGAGUCGCUGUCAGAUAUGGACACAUAUUGCGAGCGAUGCGAUACAUACGAUCGAAACCAGGUUAGCGAACAAUCACCAAUACCUGAGUUUGAGCAGUAAAUUGUCGUGGUCUACUGUGUCAAAGGCCUUGGCAAAAUCAAGGAAAAUAGCUCCAGGUAGGUUUCCUUGUCCCUUGCCAGUUUGGAUGUCAUUGCAAACUUUUAAGAGGGCAGUUGUAGUGGAGUGAUUCUGGCAAAAGCCCGACUGAUCAGGGGUCAGAUAGUUUGAUUGUUGUUAAUACUCGCAUAGUUGCGUAUGGACACAUUUUUCUAAGAUUUUUGACAAUACCGGGAACAAUGAUAUUGGGCGAUAGUUAGAAACCAAAGUAUUGUCACCACUUUUAUGGAUAGGCACUACUCUCGCAGUCUUCCAAAGUUUGGGUAUGUAUCCAGACACCAAAGAUUCGUUAAUUAGGGUUGCGACUGGUUUAGCAAUUGCCGGCGCACUGAGCUUCAACAGCAUUGCUGGGAUUUGAUCAGGUCCGGACUGGUUUUUCAUUUUUAGAUUAUUUUGGUGUUUAACGACACUAAUGGGUACAGGUCUAAAAAUUGACUUGUCCAUAUUGGGCCUUUGCAAAUUUAAUGGUGCCUGAUCAACAUUUGUAGUUUCCGGAUGCGUGUCAUUUAUUAGCUUGGCAAUCAGGGUAGUGGAGCAUCCGACAAAAUAAUUGUUAAAGGCAUUUGCUAAAUCUAAGGGAAGUUGCAGGGUUUGGUUACCCACUUUGACAGUGGAGGGAUGGGAGUGGAUUUUGAUAGGUUAUUGUUAGGGAUCGACCGAUUAUCGGUCUGGCCGAUAUUAUCGGCCGAUAUUUGGUAUUUUCGGCAAUAUCGGUAUCGGCCAAUUCAGAUACCGAUAUUGCCGAUAAUAUAUAACAGGACCGCCGUGCCCAUUACAAGCCCAGCGGUCCUGCGGGGGCCAGCAGCAAGCGCUGACUUACCUUGCAUGCAGCUCCUACAGCUCUCUGUGUAAAUCUCGCGAGACCCGCGGCCGCAGAGCGUUGCCACGGGUUACCAUGGCAACGCUCCGCGCGGCACUAAGAGCCGCGAGAUUUACACAGGGAUCUGCUGGAGCUGCAUGCAAGGUAAGUCAGCGCUUGCUGCUGCUGAGCCACCACUGUACUUAACAAGCCACUGGACCACCAGGGAAUACUAUAUCCCCCUCCCUGGUAAGAAGCAGGGAGGGGGGACUAAUUUUAGGGGCCAAAAGAGCAUAGACAGCUCCAACGGUGGACCCUCAGUUGAAGUAAGGUCUUGUUCUAUCUUGUACCAUAUCUCAUUCUUACUAUCAUUUAGUUGAGUAAUAAUUGCGUGUGUAAAGGUCGCAGCAUUUUGGAAGUCUUUUAGAAUAGGGACCCCCAGUCCCCCCUUUUUCACUUUUAAGGCUAAGCGUUUUUGGGAUAUUCUUGGGGGCUUAUGUAACCAUAUAAAUUUAUUCAAUAAGGAUUGAGCUAAGGUCAACCAGCUGUCCGGGCACGGUAAUGCCACCAUUCUAAAUAGAUAAACCCAUUUUGGGAUAAUAUAAGAUUUAACUACAUUGAUACGGCCCCACCAUGAGAUCUCUAAAUUUUUCCAAUUUUUAAAUUUCUUUGCCGUAGUUCUAAGAAGAGAUAGGAAAUUGAGUUCCAUGAUAAUAUUAACGUCAUUUGCUAUUUCAAUUCCCAAAUAAUUAAAAGAAACCUCCGCCCAAUUAAAUUCAUAUCUCUGCCUAAGUAUUGCCCUUGUAUUCUGAGGGGUAUUCAUUAGUAAUGCAGUCGACUUAUUGACAUUAAUUUUAUAGCCUGAGUGUAAAGCGUAUUCAUCUAAGGUAUUAAAGAAAGCUAUAGAGGAGUUUAAAGGAUCUGCUAGAGUUAAUACAAUAUCGUCAGCAUACAUUGUUAAUUUAAUGCAAUCAUUUUUGAAAUUAAGGCCCUUUAUUACCUCAUUUUUCCUUAUUGCUACCGCUAGAACUUCUAUUGUCAAUAAAUAGAGAAGAGGUGAGAGCGGGCAGCCCUGUCUCGUCCCGUUUUUCAACGAGAAAAAAUCUGAGCUGAAUCCCGCUCCCACAACUCUUGCGGAAGGAGUUGAAUAUAAGGCCAGUAUUGCUUUUCUUAUAUUCCCAAAAAAGCCAAAGGUUUGUAGGACCGCAUCGAGGAAGUCCCACCUGACCCUGUCGAAUGCUUUCUCUGCAUCUAAAGACAGGAUCAGGAGGGAGUAUUUCCUCGAUUGGGCCCAAUCCACUACGUCUAUAAGACGUCUGACAUUAUAUACCGAAGAGCGUUUGGAAAUGAAGCCCACUUGGUCCCUAUGAAUUAUAUCCAUCAUAAUUCCAUUUAAUCUGCUUGCCAUUAUUGAGGAAUAAAGUUUUAAAUCUUCAUUCAAUAACGAGAUAGGUCUAUAAUUGGUUAUUAACUCUGAGGACUUUUGUGGUUUAAGAAUAGGGACCAAGUUAGCACUACACACUACACAAACACACACUAGGGGGGGACUAAACAAAAAAAAAACAUUUAAAUAUUAAAAAAAAUCAAAAUAAAAAAUUACACAAAUUACAUCACUACACAAACACACACUGCACACAUACUGCAUUACAUACACACACACACUGCAUUACAUACACACACUACACAGACAGACACACUACACACACACCACAAACACACACUGCACACAUACUGCAUUACAGACACACACACUGCAUUACAUACACACUACACACACACACACUGCAUUACAUACACACACUACACAGACAGACACACUACACACAUACUGCAUUACAGACACACACACUGCAUUACAUACACACUACACAAACACACUACACACAUGCUGCAUUACAUACACACUACACAGACACACACUGCAUUACAUACACACACUACAUUACAUACAUACACAUACACACUAAACACACACUGCAUUACAUACACACACAAAAACACACUGCAUUAUACACACACACUACAUAAACACACUGCAUUAUAUACACACUACACACACUGCAUUAUAUACACACACUAUGCAUCCACUACACACACACACACACACACUACACAAACACACACAGUUCCCCUGUCUAAACACACUUCAUCCACUACAUGUGGCAUGUAUAUUUUGUGCAUUUACCUUUCAAAUUAGUUUAUUUAUUCAAAAUAGUAAAUGUACAGAAUAUCGGCAAGAUAUCGGCUAUCGGCCUGAAAGUUCGCAGAUUAUCGGUAUCGGUAUCGGCUCUAAAAAAUCAAUAUCGGUCAAUCCCGAGUUAUUGUUCAGAUUUUCACAGAAAUAUUUGCUUAUUUAUCUAAACAUAAAUACAUUUACUACUUGGAGUACUCUUUUAUGAAAGUAAACCCUCUCUGAGUCUUCUUUUUGGUCUUGAUUUUAAUGCUACAAGUCUUCAUAUUACAGAAUUUCUUAUGCCAUAUUUGUAAUUUCCUUUCUAAGGAUGUCCAGAUCGGGGGGCAGGGGCAUUGAACGCAAACGUUGCGAUUCGUUUAUCAACAGCCUCUUUGAAGAAGCAGAGGAUGGUGGCGGACUAAAUGCCUCUCCAGAAGAUGUUGAGAGUCAUGUAAGAACACAGCAUCAUUUACGUUAUCUUAUUAAUUCUAUAAUCCGCAAACAACAUUUCUACUACUAUGCUACUACACAGGCUUAAGGUACUCACCACAGCAAGCCCGAGGAGACACAUUUACCAGGGUUGAACUUCUGCCCAGCACUGCUGGUUCUUCACUCGUUGGGUGUGGAAAUUGUGAGCCAUGCUAAUUGUAAAUACCAGACUAUAGCUAUUUAUCCUUCGCCCCCUAUUUCUUUUUUUAUCCCUGACAUAAAGUGCCAGAACCAUGUGUUUUCUGAAACAGACCACGGUGAAGAUGUUCUGUUAAAGUGACUGUUACCUCACACCUACCUUUCUGCUAUUGCUUCCUCUUUUCUUCAUUUCUGAUCUAGGGACCACUUUGCCUUAUGUAGUCUUGACAAAGGGUGGCGUUUAAGGCAUAAGAUAAGCUUCACUUCCAAGAUAGUAAAGCUUCCAUUUCCAAGACAGUGAAGCUUUCUUAAGCUCUACCCGUUUUCAAGAUUUGUCAAGAGGAAUAGAUCAGAAAUGAAGAAAAACCAAAAGAGAAGAGGAAACAAUAGGACAAAGGAAAGUCUGAUGUGACAGAGCCACUUUAACUCCUUGCUGUUGGACCUCGUUUGAUGUAAGACAUGUGGUGCCAGUCUGUGGCUCUCUGUGUAGACCAUGUGAUGGAUAGACCUCUUAUUGGAAGCCACUGGUUGCUUUGCUCUGUCUUGGAAUCGGUUGUAAUUUUGCUAUAUGUAUUCUUUGCCAGAGUUGUUCAUAAAAGUAUUGUCAUUAUGAAGUACCCCAUUGUUGUGUCCAUAUUACUAUAACUGUGUUUUCACGUUGCCCUUCCCUUAACAAUAACUAAAUAAAAAUGAUUUCUGGUAGGACCGAGAAAGUUGGCCAUCUUCUUGCAUUGCUCCAGAAGAACAUGCUCUACAAUCUGUAAUACAAAUCCUGCUGUUUAUGCAUUCGGACAAAUUAAUUAAUCAGCAGGUGGAGCAAUGCACUUGAGCCUACAUUUGUUUUUUUACAGUGGUGACUCCCCAGGUAAAGACUAUCCCUGCUUCGAGUGUUUACAUUGCCACCUCUUGCUGAUGCCUGUCUAAGAUGGUGUCUGUUCUUUGUCCCACAUUCCUGUCUACUAGGAAGCGUGAUGUGAUAUCUCACAAUUUCUUUUUUCUCGGGUUCAAGUGCAGGUUACCAAUUUGUUCGAUUAACAUGGUUUCUGCUACUUUUAAUGUAUAUUCUCCUGAAAUGAAUAGUGCAAUGUCAGAGCAUUUUGAAAAAACAAAUGGUCUUACUGUGUGAGAGUGCAGACAGGUGGGUUCUCCUCUAAAUAGACAAACAAUACAUCUCUAACACCGGAUCCUGCAUUCCGGACUUCCAUCAGUAUUCCAUCAAUCAGAUUAAAAUCAGCCUUUAUUCAAAAACAAAUUUUAUACUUGAACAUAAUGUGCAGGGGAGAGGGGGGAUAGAGAAGAGGGAUGAUAAUGCAUUUUGUGGUUUGCAAGACACAGCCAUAACCACCCCUACCAAUCUAAACAGCCAAUCAAAGUGUAGACUCACUUUAAACUGGGAGAUUGACAUACAAAUUGUGCAAAAUUAAGACUAUCGACUAAGGAGUAAACUUAAUUUAUUGGAAGACAUACUGUUAGAACCAUUGUAUGCUCUUCACACACAAAGCACACAACAAGCUAAAGUGCUUUAGGUGUUUGGAGUUUUCCUUUAAAUCUAAGCCCUUUCUUCUUCCUACAGGUAGAUGUUGUUAUUAAAAUGUGGAAAAACGGCUUCACUAUCAAUGAUGGCCAACUCAGGGACUACGGAGAUUCUGCAAAUCGCCAGUUCAUGGAUGCUAUGCGGAAAGGGCAAGUGGAACAAAAUAUCUUCUCAUGGCAAAUUAAUAAAUAUGAAUUAUACUUUAGAGACUCUGCAAUGCAGCAGUAAUACCAUGGCUUUAGGCCUGUUUCCCAAAAGUAAAACGUACACAAUUGACAGGUAACAAAAGUGUAGCUUCCACUGUCAAGCUCUGUCAACUCCCACAGUUGUAGGAAUCUGGUUUCCUCUCACUCGUCAUGAGAAUUGCUCUCUGGAAGCUCCCACACUCUCAUAGGAUCUGUCAUAAUCAUUGUUCUACUUUCAUAAAUGCACAAGAUUAAACAACUGAUUUGGCUGUUGGCAGAUGUCUGAUGGAACCUCCACGAGGUAAAAAAAAAGCCUGUGCCUGUGGUUACCAUAUCCCAAGCAUGGAAGUCACUAUUGGGGAUCUUUACAAAAUAUGCCAAGAACCCUGAAGAUAACAGAACUAUUCUUGCAGAUAGUAAGAUGUUUAUUGGCAGGGCAAUAAGGAGUGAACAGUAAGGCAUAAUGUGUAAUACUGGGAUUUAGGAUGUUUUUAUGUCAUUUGUGAUUGACAGCAUUGUCUUUUUACAUUACUGGUCACUUAAUUUUAAUGUUUAUAUUACAAAAUCACUUGUGUGUGUGUGUAUAUAGCGGGACAGAAAAUAGCUGUUUUGAAAACCUUGUUUAGAAAAGAUGCACCUGUUCAAAUUGCUAUAUAUAUAUUCUGGUGAUAUGUUACAGCUGCCAGUGUUACUAUAAUGCUAAGUAAAGUUUAUAUCAUUAUAAACAAAGGUUGCGAAUUAGAAUACACACAAACCUAGUCCCUUUUAUUUUUUAUUUUUUUAUCCCAGUGAUGCUCUGAAACUAAUCAUUUAUCACAUCCUUGUGAGCACUUACCCUAAAGUCUUCUAAUGUCACUGUGUAAGUAAUAUUUUUUACUUUUUGUGUUUGGCAAUAUCCAGGGAGUUGCCCACUGAGCUGCAGAGAACAUUUGAGAAAGAAGAGUUAGCUGUAAAUGUUGAGGACAGGAAAACUGAAGACUAUUAUUUAUGGAAGCUGCAAGUUAAUCCAUUCUCUGGUCUGGGUCACAGACUUGGAAGGUAAAAACACGACCGAAUGCAGUACUAAGGGAAAUAUGCUGGCUCUCCCUGCUUAUUAAAGCAAUCUGUAUUGUAGUGUGGUUGCGGUAACAGGGAGCAAUGGACAUUCAUGUAGGAGGGUUCUCCUGCUUUCACUUGUGGUUCAAAUAUUUGGCAUAAAGGUCUAUGCUGCCUCUAUGUCAAAGAAUUGAUUAACAGGUGGGGGAUGGGUCUAUUUUAAAAUAAUUGUGUUUCUCCAAUGUAAACAUUGGCUAGAAAUUCUGGAAGCACAAUGUAAACACAGAAUUCAACUUUAAGGUUUAAAAAAACUACUCAUGUACCGUGACACGUAUGCUUUAAGGAAAUAUGCAGGUGCUUCCUGGCUGUUAAAGCAAUAUGCUGGCUUCCUCCAGGUAUUUGGACAGUGUGCAAGCUUCUGCCCUGGUUAUUCAGACAACAUGCUAACAUCCCCCUAAUUAGUCAAGACAAAAUGUUGGCUUCCCCUAGUAUAAAAGUAAUUUCUAGACAUUGCCUAUCGAUGAAAACAAUUAAGUUAAAAUUUAAUUCUGUCCAAUUACACUCACAAUGUAAAGGGAUGAGGGACAAAUACCCAAGGGAGAUAUGGGAAUAAAGUGAUUUGAAUGUUCCUGAGGAUGAAAAGGUGUUCAUGUGGAGGGAGCACAGUAGGUGGGAGACUGCAGAACGAGGUUGUAGGGGAUGAGGAGUUAAGGAACCUUAUCUAAAGAAGUGUAUUUUUAGGAAUGUUUUUGAAAGACUCUCUGGAACAGUUAGAUGUCCUGACUGAGGGCAUUCGAUAAGGAGAGGGCAACCCUGCAGGAGAGAGUCUGGGGUGCUGGUGUGAGAAUUGAACAGUAACAGGUCGUUGGCUGACCAAAAAAGCCGAGCUGGAGCAUAUCUGCUAAUCAGGAAGGAGAUGUAAGCAGGCGCUCAGUUAUGGAGAGUUUUGUAAGUAAGUUUGAUGAACCAAGUCCUAAGUGAAACAUGUAACCAGUGUAGAGAUUUACAGAGGGGUGAGGUAUGAGAAUUCCUGGACGUUAUUUAAGGUAAGGAGUCUGGCAGAGGUAUUCAUUAGGACUGUCUGACAAACAUAAGUUUUCAAUAAUCAAGGUGAGGAACAACAAGAGCACGAACAAGGGUUUUAAUUGCAUAAUGAGUGGGAAAAGGGCAAACGCAAAAAAAAAAUGUUUAAGGUGAAAGUGACAGGAUUUGGAGAUUUUAAAUAAAGGAAAUUUCUGCAUCAACAACACAUCACGGCAAUCUGCCUGCAGAGUAAUGGUGAUGAUAGAUGUGUUGAGCUUUUAAGAAAACGGGAACAAAUCUAGCUUUAGAGCGAGGAAAGUUUGGUUUUGCAUUGGUUGAGUUUUAGGAAUCGGUAAGUCAUCCAGUCAGAAAUAGAGAAAAGGCAGUCGAUGACACGAUUCAGAAUAUCGAGCGAAAGAUGAGGAGAGGUAGAUUUGGGUAUCUGCAUACACGUGAUAUUGAAAGCCGUAGAAUGGUAUUGGGUCACCAAGGCAUGCAGUCUAAAUUGAAAACAGAUCCUCGAGGAACUCCAAACAGGAGAGGUACAGAAAGGUAGGAUGCACUAAAGGAGCAGUCAGCGAGGUAGGAAGAGAACCAAAAAAGUGUCACCAUGGACAAGGUUAAGAAGGAGAAGCGGGUGGUAAAAAGUGGCAGAAAGAUCAAGCAGAAUAAGGACUAGCCUUUGUAUUUGGCUGUUGCCAAGUCAUUAGUCACCUUGGUCUGCCUGGUCUCAGAGGAUUGUUGGAAGUGGAAGCCAGAAUGCAAAAGGAUGUGGAUGUGGGGUAGUCUGUAAGGAGAGUAUUAACAAGUUUUUCAAUGUACUUGUAAAGCCGGAGAACAUGUAAUUCUAUUAGUCUUAAUAAAAAAAAUGACAUUUAUUGGAUGAAAUUCACUUGAUCUGAACCUCUCAAUGGAUGAAAUUCAGCUUGGCCAAAUUAUUAUUGUUUUUUCAAUUGGACAAACUGAAUUUUUCUCACCCAUACAAAAGUCAUAUUGUACAAAACCAAUACGCUAUUUAAUUUAAGCGCAAAGAGAUAAAGAAACUGUUUUCCUGCGGGUAGAAACCUUCUUGUUACUUUCUCUGUCACAGUGCCACCCCCAAGAUCAUCACCAAAGAGUUUAAUGGCUUGGAAAAUGGGGAUAUUCUGCCAUCUGUCGAAGUGAAUGAAUUGGAGCCUUUGACCAGCUUAAAGAUUUGGUUGGCAGAUGGAAAGCAGAUUGUGCAGAGGUUCAACACAUCUCAUAGGUAAUGGAAUACUCAGUUACAUCUAAUUACUGAUAAUUUAGAUCUAAAUUAAAUUUAUAAGCAAUAUAAACAAAUUGUCUUGUGAGCCUGAUGGGAGUUGCAGUCUGAGCUUCUCCACUGCAUCUCUAUGGUGAUCAGCAGCAUUUCCUCUUCCUUUCCCUAACCACCUCUGUUUGCACACCUUCCCCCACUACAAUAGCAGCCUGACAUUGGUAAGUUGUGACCUCAGCGGCCCAGGAGACCGUUCAUUCCUGUAACCUUACAGAAGCAUUUUCAUUUAUGCAGAUAUUCAUUUUGAAUUGGUCAGUUGGCUGUUUAAAUUUUUAAGGGAUUCUCUUAGAUUUAAAAACAUUCUAACUUAGUAGUACCGGUUGUGGAGCAUAAUCCCUUUUCCCUCUCCGUGUAAAACAUUGCUGUUUCUAAGAACACUAGAUCCUCUUCCUCCCUAAGACCUUGAAGGUCUUCAUGUCCGAUUUCAUCACACACAGCAUAGGAGAAGCAUUGGAUUGGUCACACAAGUGCCAUUGAAAGAAUGCAUCCAAGGCUUCUAUGCGAGAAAUAUUAACAAUGUUUGGCAUCAUUGUCCUGUGUGUGAUGACUCUCUGAAGGAGACGACUAUCAAAAAUCAUAGAUCUUAAAGGGAUAUUCUAUGCACCAUAACUACAGCACACUGUUGAGGUUAUUGUGCCAGCAGUCUUUGGGCACCUCUACCCACAAUCUCUAAAACCAUAUAAUAACUGUUUGACCCUUACCUUGUGUCAGGCAUCCGUGGCUCUUCUGAUCUGUGUUGACAUUCAUGCUUCCUCAUUAUCAUACCAGGCAAAUCGUGUUCACUGGCUGAGAGUGUUGGUCUUUAAGGAGGAAGCACCUCUAGUGACUGUCAGUCUGACAACUAGAUACGUGUUCUAGGCAAAAUGUCAGUAGUACUGUUUCUCUGCAUCCACAGUGUUUUACAUUGCCAGAAAAAGGAGCAGAAUCUAGGUACCAAAACCACUGCAUUAAGAUGUAAUUGUUUUGUUGAUUAGUGUCUUUCCUUUCUUUUUCUUUGUUCAUUUGUUUUAUUUUAUUGGUAUUUUUAAAGGGAGGCAUUUCAGUUUUAAUACAUUUUUUUAGGUAAGUGAUUAACCCCUUAAGGACACAGCUUCAGAAGCUGAACAUACCCUUAAGUACCCAAGCAAUUUUUGCAUUUCUUGCUGUUUGUGUUCAACUGCAAUUUGCAUCUCUCUCAUUUAUUGUACCAACACAUAUUACAUACCGUUUUUUAGACAACAAAAAGGGCUUUAAUUAGAUGUGUGGCAUAUACAUAUUGUGAGCGUAAAAGUGGAAUUGUGGUUGAUGGAAGAUACAUCAGGCCUGAUUUGUUAAACAGCAACCUGAGAAUUUUCAGUUAAAUGCCCCAGGGAGAGAUGUUACAGUUUGCAAUCUACAUUGCUGAGGUUCUGCAAAACAUGGUAUGGGUCCCUGGGGCGGAGUAUUUGGAGAGCAGGGUGGGCCAAUGCUCCAACAGCAUUAGUUGCUGUGUAACAGACCACUAUUUGGAUCUGACUUACGAGUUAGUUAAUUGGCACUCACCUGUAGCCAGUCAGUUAGUAGACAGGCCUUUAAAAGAAGAGGGCAGCCUGCUGUAGAGUGAGGAAGAAAAAGACAGCUAGGAGAGUGAAAGACAAUUGUGUUUAUUGCAAAGCCAUUUCUUUUGGAAAAUUGGUAAGUGGGAAAGCCACCCAAUUAUAGAGAGUAAUUACUGUCUAGUAAGAGCUCAAGUAAGAGCUCAAGGGAUUUUGUUUGUUUUGUUAUUAUUUAAAGCACCUGUUUUCUUAUUGAAUAAAAAGGAAAACCGAACUGAAUGUGUCCUGGACUUUGUAUACCCUAGAAGGCUGUGGUUACUGCAAGAUCUGUGACAAUCCUACCUGUAAAAGAGGUGGUUUGGUACAAUAUAUACAUUUUCAUUUAUUACAAAAAAAUGCAAAAUAAUGUGGGAAAAAAACAAAAAAAUGCUUUUUCCCCCCAAGUUUUGGCAAUAAUAAUGUGUGCAUAAUAUGUCCAGCUUAGGAAAAGUAAUUCAAAAUCAAUUCAUUUAUGUGUCUUGAUUUACAAAGUACAUAAUAUGUGUAGGAUUUCAGUUUAUUUUGAAAGUUACAGGUCACAAACUACACGGUCUAAAAUAAAAUUUCAAUGUGAAACAAUUUUAGAAGUUGGUAUGUUUGUCUUGGAAGUUUAACACCCAUUACAGGAAACAAAAUUGCCACACAAAAGUAUAUAUUUAUAUAAAGUAGACAUCACAGGCUAUUUACCUAAGGUUAGUUUACACUUUUUGUGUAGCCAUUUCACCGCCAAUCUCUGCUAAAUAUUGGAGUAAAAUUGUGUUUUUUCUCUAUUUUGGCAUUUACACAUAUAACAAGGUUUUUGUAAUGUGUAUUUCGUAAACCUAGUGUGUGCUAUCCCUGUACAGAACCCCAUAUUGUGUUCAGCUACAUCUGCUGAGUACACCGAUACCCCCAUUGUAUACCUUUGCGGCUAUUCUGUGAAGCUUCAAUGCCACCAUUUUUUCACCAAUUUAUUUAAAAUUUUGUGGUGAGAAUUUUUUAAAAAAAUUUUUUUUUUACAUACAUGUUGCAUUUUCGCUGGGUAUUUCUUACAUUUGAUAAGUGCCACUGUCAUAAAUUCCCCCUAAGUAUGCUCAGUUACCUCUUAUGAGUAAAACAAGUCCAAUGUAUGACCUAGACGCUAUUUUGGAAGUUACAGUGCUCUGAAAGAGACGUGACAAGUUCAGGUUUUUAAGUGUGAAUUUACAUGGAGAGUUUUAGUGGGACCGUAUUAUAUUUUUAAAUAUGUUAGCAGGCUGCUUUUUCCAAUUACCCCAAAAAGGCGUACUAUUUCUUAAAGAAGAUGCCCGAGGGUAUUUUGAACCUUAGUGUGGGAUAAUUUUUCCGUUAGCUUGUAUCAAAUGUCGUGGUUAUAAGCAUUUUUUCUGCCUUUUUGACUCCGUGCGUUUGUACAGUAUAUUUUGCAAACCUUAUGUGUGCUAUGGCUUUAUAAUACUUUAUAUGUUGAUCAGCUAUGUUGUCUGAGUACAGCAAUACCCCCGUAUGUACCUUUGCAGGCAGUGAUCAAAGGGCAGUGAAGGGGUUAAAUUUUAUUUGAAAGAGGUGAGGGGGGGUAGGAUUUUAUUGCUUUUUUUUUUACAAGGAGAGACAGAUCAGCACCGAUCUGUCUCUGUGCAGUUCACAGCUCACACGGAGCUGCAGGGAAACAGAUCGGGUUUUACUGCAGCACAUGUGAUCGCUCUGACUCCAGGUCAGUGCGAUCACAUGGACUGAAUCAGUGAAACUGCCCAUGGUAGUGUGCCUCCGAUAUGGAGACACACUACAGGAACAUUAACCUCACGAUUGCCAAGAUUGUGGUAGUCAAGAGUUAAUUUUCAUUUUGAACGGAAAUUUUCAGUCCAGCGUCCUUAAUGGGAGUGCUUCAAUGACGGAAAAUUUCCGUCCAGCGUCCUUAAGGGGUUAAGAAAUAUUAUUUGUGUACAAUGUCUAUGUAAGGUGAAACAGUGCCACCUAGUGGAGAUAUGCCAGUGUUAAAGUUCAGUCUCACUGUAAUGGUGUUACACCUUCCUGUUUUUUUGUUUUCAUUUUUAUUUCUCCCUCAUUACGUUUUAGCAUUUCAUAUGAUUUGGCAGCCUGUGGCCGGGCCAGUCAAAUUAUGUUACAACUUUUUUAAAUCCACUAAUAAAUCAGAUUUUGCUGCUACGCAAUAAAUGCAGACCUCUUCCUUUUUUUUUUUUUAUUCUUUUUUUUUUUUUUUUUUAAUAUACAGGCAGUACUGGACGGCUUCAAAUGUAAAUUUCACGGACACAUUGUUUUUGAAAAAGUUGCGCAAUUGGAAAGAGCACUCUAUUAGUUUCCAUGGUGACUGUUCUUCUUUCAGGACUUUACCUCAAUGUUUUUGUCAUCAAUUGUUACAUUUUUUUUAAAGAGUUUUGGCAAAUUUGAGGACAUUUUUUAUUCUUUUAUUUUUUUAUGCCUUAAGGACUAUCUGGAAAAGGGAGCCAGUGUUUGGAAUGCCUGGUGGUGGGGAGAAUCCUCUCCGAGUGAGCAAAGCACUGUACUAGACAGGGAGCAUAUUUUUAUUUUGUUUUGCAUAGAACCAUGUAUUUAUAUCCAUUCUUACAAACGUGUGGCUCAAACAUAUGUAGAGUAGGCAAUAUUCUACCACACAAUAAAAACAGACACCAAUUAUUAACGUUUAAACAGAUUAAGCUGUGGUGUUUAAUGCUUAAGUGGCCUACAACCAUAAAUCUCAAACGUUUAAAACCUAUAACUUUAACCCUUUACAUAGCUUCAUUUUGUUAAACACCACCAAAUUGCCAGUGAGUCUUGGACGACCUGACCACCUUUUAUUUAACCCCUUAAGGACACGACAUGUGUGACAUGUCAUGAUUCACUUUUAUUCCAGAAGUUUGGUCCUUAAGGAGUUAAAACCAUUUACCACUAUAUACUUUCUCAGAACUUGACCCUGAGGCGGCCUUUCUGCCGCAUUGCUUCCAUAACGACAAAUACAAAUAAGUCAAUACAAUGGGAGUGAGGCAGGAAGUGUUAUAUUCUCUCCACCCUCCUCUCCCCCCCCCCCCAAAUUCAGUUUGUGACUAUCACCUAAUUCCAGUUAAAGGAACAGAGCACUAGCAAACACAAAUCCAGCUUUUACAUUUAACAAGGUUACUUUAUAUCACAUAUCUUCGCUAACAAAUAUGGGGAUUCAGUGUCAGAGGCAUUUAUUUUGUCCGUUUGUACGUCCUGCUGUAAUUUGGGAGAGAUUUUGUUUGCCGGCAGUCUUGUUCUUGAUGCCUUCAAUAAAAUCCAAGUUUUGUUUGAGGAUUCGUUUUGAUAUAUUGGUCUCAUCCUGAGGAUGCUUGAUUGGAAGGAAUGCAGAGCGUUUGCAGAGAUAUCGCUCUGUAUGUAAAAUCCUCCAGACUCCUGUUUCAUGGCCCAUUAAUCACCCAAUUGCUGUUAUUGUCUAUUUAAUGACACGGAGAAUGGUUUUACUGAUUGUGUUUGAUUAGAUGUACGCACUUUGCUCAAUCAGCAGGUUACUUAUUAAACUCCAGCAAACUUGUAAAUGGUUCCAAAGUAUUUGUGUCAUUUAAACUAGACUUGUCUUGGCUCGCCUUUCUGGACCCCCUAAAGAUGCCAUUUUAUCCAAUUCUGUGUAUUAAAGGAAGGUUUUCAUUACUGUAUAAUCUGAGCAAUGGUGACUGUCACAAACGCACCCUACUCCAAGAGUGUGUGUGACGUAGUUGUGGUGGUGAAAGGGUUAAAGUUCACUAUUUGUCCGGAAAUAAUGACAAAAUCCCCCUUUUUAACACCACCCACACUUAAACAUAAUAAUAAAACUAUUACUAUUUUAAUGCUGCCACCACCAAGACAAUUUAUAAAUGGAGUGCCUUGGUCCCCCAGGUAAAUCAACAAUAAAACCCACCAAAUAUUACUUAGUACAAAAUUUAAGGAAUUACAAAAAUACUAACUAGUCUCUUCAGGUAACGUGAUUCUUAACUAGACAAAGGCAGAACGUAAUAAAUGAAUGUUUAUUAUGAGCACAAAAUAGUCACAGUGCAUAUAAAAAUAUAUGAUAAACAAAUUAUGUACACCAACAACAGAUAAAAACAAAAAGGAUAAAAUACACUCACUAAGUUUUCAAAGUACAACUUCUGUCCUGGGGGUCUCUGGCAAGGAAAGAUGGUGACUCACUUAGAAUUAGAUUCUGGCCCCCAAGCAAGUACACUAGCACCCUUCAGGAUCAUUAGAGAUAUACCCUGUGGAUUACCACACCUCACCCAGAGGUGGAGUUAAGGGGUAUCUACAGAAAAAAUAAGUGACCACCCCCUUGUGUCCAGACCCAGUUUGAAGAAUCACCCUCCAUUCAUUCAAUACUUUCCCUCCCUGCUACUUUAUUCAUGGAUUUAUUACUGUGACGAAGUGCCCUUCGCCACUUGUGCCUGGAGAGGACUGCUUGCCCGCCUCUUGCCCUGUGACUAUGGACCCUGGGAGAUUUGGCCCGUUCAAUUCAGUAUGAUAGGAGUUAUGUAUUUUUGUAUCCUUUUGUGUUUUACUGGGAACAUGUGCUCAAUGGAGUCUGCCUCUAUCCCUGGGAUAUAAUUGGAUUAUUUUCCCCAUUGUCUCCAGGAUAGAGGGCUCUGUAAAAAAUGGUUUGGGCCAGAUAGCCAUGCUGCCAGCCAGGCCCCAAAAGAUACUUUACUAACUUCUGAACCCCUAGUCUGAUUCAUGUCAUUUUUUGAUAUGUUGUUUCCCUGAAUGGAUUGAUUGUAAAUAUAUAAUUUUUAUGUGAAUGUGAUGUAUAUUUUAGAAGUUAUGCUGUUAUGCUGUAAAAACUGUAUUUUUCCUACCUGUGAUAAUUGCAUCUUCUAUUGUAUAAGAUAAUUGAAUCACAGGCAGAGGGGAGGAUUUUGUGUGGGCUGUAACCUCUGUUUUAUUGGCUACUGUAGAUAACGUGUGUGUCCCUCCCCUGCAUGGGAGCAGGGCAUAAAAGAAACUGUAGCUUGAAUACCUGUUGUUACUUCCAAUAAAGUCUUGUUCCAGCAUUAAGCCUUGGCUCAUGUUUGGGGGAUUGCUAUAAUAACUUACUCCCCAGAGUAAACUCUUGCAAUAGCUUGAUUUGUUCCUGCUACACUCUCUGGAUUUAGGAGAGGUUCACCCACUGGGAGCUGGAUCCUGGUCGUGGAUCCAGGGUGGGUGGAGACUGCGAGACCCCGGCGCAGCUGUAUCGCUGGAAGUGGGGUCUGCAGUGCUUCUGGUGUCGGUUGGAGUGCUUGGAGUCCUCAGCGAGCACUAGGCGCAUCGAUUGGCGGAGGUACUCAGUCGGAGUGCCAGCGUUCCGUCACACCCAGAUCAAUCCAUAUGGAAACAUCUUCUCUUAUGUACCCGCCACAGAAAUAAUAAUUGCUUCUAUGAAUUUAUUAUUUUCCCAUUCUAUACAUAUGUUGCACGCCAACCUUAUGAUCCGAUAGGAUGGACACCACAAUUCCUUCCCCUAUGGGCAAGUUAGGCCACUCAUGUUUGGACCUGGUUAGAAGAUGGUGCUUGUCACAUUCCCAAAUAAAACAAAAAUGAGGCUUUAUUAUUAUUCUGUGGGGGUAAAUAUGAAUACUUUAGUCCUUCCUUUGGAUAUGAUAUUGGAACAAGGCUGAUGGCAUUUACAUAUCAAAGAGAUUGGCUCAUCCCUUACAAGGUACAUGCCAAAUGGAUGAAGAGACUUCAGACUUUUUCCAAGUGUAGAACCUCACACCUUGCAGAGCCUUGAUUACUUCACAUCCAUAUAGUAAAAUCCUUUUCACAUUGCUAUGCCAUUCAUACUACCCCUUCUGUCAUCUUACCUCUGUGGGGGUCCCAGCUUCAAAAGAUGUAACUCCUUUUGACCUCAACAAUACCAUCUCUGUAAUUUGUGCCAUUUACUACACAAAUUACAUUAAAGGAUAAUAUUCCAUAGUGUAAUAAUAAAUUAUGCACCCUUGCCGUGACAGUGACUGUUUAACCCUCUAGCUGCUAGGCACUGCAAUAUGUUCAUUGUGUGUGACACCACUACACACUGCCUGGCAUUAUAAUGAGAAGCAAUUAUUCCAUCCCGUCAUUCCAUCCCGUCAUUAUAUUUUAGGGAAGCAGAAAUACAGGUGUGUGCCAUCCUCUGCAUUCCAGGAGAAGUACUGACAACACGUCAUCAUACACAGUGGCCGGAUGUUUCACAAUGAGAAUUGUACUUGCGUACAAGAAAUGCGCAGUGUUGCACUCUUUUGUCUUUUUAAUUUUGGUAAAUCUUUUUCCUACCAAAAUGUCAUAUUCAGUCCGUUCCUGAUUUUUAUAUUUUACAUUUUUAUUUUUCUAAGACUGUAUUUUUAAAGAACCCAGUUUUCCUUGGGCAGAAGACGAAGAAGAUGUUGUUUUGGGAGUUCUUAGCAAGAUUAAAAAUAUUUUACAGUGUUGUUUUUGUUUUCAUGCUUCUUAUUGAUGACCUUUCUCAACCUCUACUAUAAUUGAUGUAGAUGGCACAGUUGCCCCUUUAUUUUCUCUGGUACUUAGUGCCAAAGGGCUUGAGUUCUCUCAAUCCCUUUUUUCGGAGUAUGGACAAUUAUUACCAUUGAGUUUGUGCACCACUUGACAUUGUACUUUGUAUGGAUUGGGGGGACAUUCGAUAUACACUGGUAUUACCUUGUAUUUUAUAUUGCAGCCUCGAGCUUAUAUAUACUCCAGUAAUAAAAGAGCACAAUACUCAGUUUCAUAAGCACCAUAGCACUAAUGUAUGUUGAAAUGGUUAUAGUGCUUGGAGGCUGUAAGUACCAUCCUGCCGUUCUGUGAAACCAUUUUUGAGCAGCUUGACACAAACCAAGGGUUCCCCAGGUGCCUGUGUCCUUUCUCCAUUCUUGCCAAAAUGCUGAUACAUAGUUCCACUUCCACAUUAGCGAUGUUAGUUUUCAUCCAAAUUUGACAGAAUGAGCUGACAUGCUCAGUGGGUCAGUGCUGUCCAACAUUGGAUGAAACAGUCAAUGCAGAAUUGGAACCUCUGCAUUAAAAAUCCAGUGAGAAAGGGGCUGGAGGGACCCUUGAUUUAAGUUAAACUGUUAAAGGGACACUAUAGUCACCUGAACAACUUUAGCUCAAUGAAGCAGUUUUGGUGUAUAGAACAUGCCUCUGCAGCCUCACUGCUCGAUCCUCUGCCAUUUAGGAGUUAAUUCCCUUUGUUUAUGAACCCUAGUCACACCUCCCUGCAUGUGACUUGCACAGCCUUCCAUAAACACUUCCUGUAAAGAGAGCCUUAUGUAGGCUUUCUUUAUUGCAAGUUCUGUUUAAUGAAGAUUUUCUUAUCCCCUGCUAUGUUAAUAGCUUGCUAGACCCUGCAAGAGCCUCCUGUAUGUGAUUAAAGUUCAAUUUGGAGAUUGAGAUACAAUUAUUUAAGGUAAAUUACAUCUGUGUGAAAGUGAAACCAGUUGUUUUUUUUCCAUGCAGGCUCUGUCAAUCAUAGCCAGGGGAGGUGUGGCUAGGGCUGCAUAAACAGAAACAAAGUGAUUUAACUCCUAAAUGACAGUGAAUUGAGCAGUGAAAUUGCUGGGGAAUGAUCUAUACACUAAAACUGCUUUAUUUAGCUAAAGUAAUUUAGGUGACUAUAGUGUUCCUUUAAAGUUCUUUGAUAAAAAAAACUGGGAUUAUGCUUGCUGCGUCUUAGCACCAUGAUCACUAUAACUUGCCCUGUAAAAAUGCAUCAGACAUACAGCUUGCCUUUGCUGACAUUACUGUGCAACAUUAAAAUUAAAAAAGAAAAUUCUUACAUUUUUAUGAUAAAAUCUAGUCUUCUAGAAAAGUUGUUUUAAGCUGUAUUAAUUUAUAUAUUAUUUUUUCAACACUUAAAUAUCUUGAUAAACCCAUGUUUCCCGAGAAGCUUAGAUUGUAAUUUUAUAUUGUUUUAUUUCCACAGGAUCAGUGAUGUACGGGAUUUUCUCGAGAGACUUCCCCGUAAGCCCGGGAACACGGCUUUCACGCUGGCAACCUCCUUCCCUUUACGUGAGCUGUCGGAUGAGGCCAUGACUCUCCAGGAAGCAUGCCUGCACAACAGCGUUCUGGUGCAGAAAUUACAAAAUAACACAGAGCCUUUCAGGGACUCCUAGCUUUUUGCAAAAUGCUGAACUUGAAACCAUGUAGCAGACGGCGAUUUGAGCCUUGGAGUUCCAGUAUUUGUUGCGCUUAUUUAAUUUUGUCAAUAUGAAAAAGCACUGUGAAUGGACUUGUAGUAUCCCAUUAGAUUAGUAGCACGCCUUCUUUGUGUUUUUGGAGGCAUGUGUGAAGGGAUUGAAACUUGCAAUACUGCCAAAACUUUUUUUUGCUGCAUUAGAUAAACUCUGAGAGUUCUGGUGAGUGCAGUGGGUUGCAUUCCUAAGACAUUGUAACAGCCAAUUAAAUUGCCUCUUAGAGAUUUUGCUCAGGACCCCUUUUUCUUUUCUAAAUGAGUUUUUUUUUUUUUUUUAAGCCCCCUUUUCUAGCCUUUCUGACUAUUGCUGUUUGCAGUGAUGUCUGGGUAUUUUAUGGCACUGACUACUUACUUCUGUAGUUUUUUACGUUUUUUUCCCACUUGUUUUACUAGUGGGAAGAAAAUAAGAAAGAGGUUCCUUUAUAUCUCCCUGUAUCUUGUCUUUCCUCUACUCCUCCCACUCCCUUAAAAAAAGUUGUUUGUUUGCAAAGUCUGUUUUUGUUUGUUUGUUUUAUGUGUUAUAUAAUCCAGUGUGUUGUUUCUAUAGAAUACUGUCACUGUUAUUGGUAUACAUUAAGGGCUUUUAGAAUCCCUUAGAAGCCUAAAGGAAAACUGAAAUUGUAUUUAUUUUAAAGUAACACUCCGGGUGCCAAAACAACUUCCUUUGUCAAGCCGUUUUGGGAAUGGGGAGCCGCUGCUCGUCUGAGAGCAUCAAUUGAUGCUUUCGGACAAUCGAUUGUGCCCAGUCCGAAGCUUCCUGUUUCAAUCAUCGAACUCCGCUAAGCUGAACAGCACUAUAGACGGUUGAACCUUCUUAAUUCUGAUGAAGUUGUUAUAGUGCUCAGAGAAUUCCUUUAAAAUAUGUUAAAGGGACAGGCUAAGCACCAAACCAACUACAGUUUGGUGUAAUAAUUAUGUUGCCUAGACUCAUUAGGUGCUGUCCCACAGAUUUUUGUCAAACCAUUUUGGAGCAGUUUGACAAAACCUAGGGCUCUUUUUGACACCCAUAAGCCACCUCUCUUCAGCCACAUAAAUAAUACAUAAUUGACACUACUAAAUUACUAAUAUCCAUUUUAUUCAACUUAAAGUCCAGCGAUGACCUGUGAGCACAGGGGACUGGAGAGCCCAGUGAUCCAAAAUGGUUAGUAGAAUGGCAUAGCCUAUUUAUGCACCAUACCCACCAAAACUUAGUAUAGGAAGUAUGGUGCAUACUGUCCCAUUAGGCAAUCAGAAUGGGGAGAUUUUUAUCAGCCCAUUAAAUUACUUACAUUUAAGUAAUUUGACAUAAGAAUAGUGCAUUUUAUACCAGAAUGGCCGGUUCCAACUCUAUUUUUCCAGCGCAUUUAAAAUGUACAAUCGCCUUGUCAGUUCUACAAAAUCUCCAGUUUAGUGAAUACGCCUUUAAGUGGAAGUUUAAUUAAGACAUAUCAUGAUGCAAGCGUUACUGCACUUUUGUUUUUUAAAGUAUUGUUAUAUAAAGGAACACUAUAAUUAUAGGAAUACAAGCAUGUGUGGAUAUUUAGGUGAACGUCCCCCUCUCUGCUCAGUGAAAAAGUAUUAAACUUUUUCUCCCAUGCCGCAGCAAUCUUACCGAAGCUAACCCCGCCUCAAUGGCUGAGAUCAUCAAUCUUGAUGAUCUCUGCCAAUCCAAUACUUUCCCAUAGGAAAGCAUUGUGGGCUUAUGGUGCAUGCGUGGCAAAAUGCCGCUCUGCGUAAAUCUUCAUCUCGUGGGGAUGCAUUGAAUUAAUGCAUCUCUAUAGGGCGCGAUCAGCGUCUCCAUGUUGAGCGUGGAACAUAGAUAAGGAAGCACUUCUAGUGGCCGUCUGAGUGACAGUCACUAGAGUUUUUUCCAUGCAGCAAUUCUCUGAAAAGGCAGUGUUUUCAUUGCUGAGCGUGUAGGGCUGGCAUUAAGCUGUAGUGGUUCUAGUGAAUAUAGUGUCCCUUUAAAUCAGGGCAUUUUGAGUUUUCAUGAAAAGACGAAGCAACUUAUUCCCACGAAUUUGCACAAAGUUUUGUGUUGGUGCUUUAGCCCCUGCCAAAGUCAUUAAAAGUUCAUCUCCCUGGACUGGUUGUUUUAUUACAAUGGCUUUUUUUAUAGAUCAGCCCAUAUUUGCAUGAUAUCUUACAGUAUGUUUUGCAAAACUGAAAUCUCUUUGGUUUCAUUUUUAUAUAUAUAUAUAUAUAUAUUAAAAGCAAUUUUACGUUU
Messenger RNA from Pelobates cultripes (western spadefoot toad), 32612 nucleotides. Lineage: Eukaryota; Metazoa; Chordata; Amphibia; Anura; Pelobatidae. The record is from the annotation of a GenBank genome assembly.